Molecule: messenger RNA, 1774 nt
Organism: Solanum lycopersicum (tomato)
Lineage: Eukaryota; Viridiplantae; Streptophyta; Magnoliopsida; Solanales; Solanaceae
Molecular function (GO): polysaccharide binding
Source: RefSeq, a predicted model, not a curated record
UGGCCCAACAUGCACAAAAGCUAGCUUGGGGUCAAUCACCAUCACUAUGAUCCUUAUUCUAAAUUAAACUUCACCAUAAAGCAAUCCAACACACAAACAACAUCAUAUCCCUCAAAAUUUCUACCAGUCUGCAGUGCCUAAAAGCAAAUUAAAGCAAACAGAAAAGCUAAAAAGUUACCCAAAUCUUCUUAAAGAAACCAGAAUGGCCUCACCAUAAAAGUAGAAAUCCCCUGUAACAUAUUCAACUCACCAUGUGAAUAAAGUUUGACGUAAGUCGUGAUUUUCACUAAUAUCUAAUAUAUAUAUACUCUUAUAUAAAAUAUUUUUAUGCUUUAGAAUCGGAAUGAACCCCUUACCCCCGUAGCUCCGCAACAGGUCCCACCCCAUAAAUCAUGCAGUCUAACUUAGCUCUGUUAAUGAAGUAUCACCAUUUUCUUAGCAUACCAAGCAAAGUAUCUAUCAACUUUUUCUUUUUUCUGAAGUAAAAAAAUAUAUUUUUGUUAUCAUUCAAAACACUACUCUGUUUUUCUCCCUUUGAGACCCAUUAUACUUCCUCCCAUUUCUUCUUCCUUCUCAGCCAUGGCUAAUAUACUCACAGCUUUUUUCUUAAUUAGUACAUGUCAAACUCUAACAGUACUCCGUGGAGUUAACAGCCAUGGCGAUGCACAUAAAUGCAGAUCAUAUUGUGGAAACUUAACAGUAGAUUACCCUUUCGCAGUUCAAUCUGGCUGCGGCCAUUCCGGUUACAGAGAUCUCCUAUUUUGCAUCAACGAUGUUCUAAUGCUUCACAUUAGCUCUGGAUCCUAUCGCGUAUUGGACAUUGAUUACGCUUACGAAUCCCUAACCUUAGACGAUCCUCACAUGUCAACUUGCUCGUCGAUAGUAUUCGGUCAUCGCGGCAACGGCUUCGUCGUUGAGCGGUGGCGGGAGCCGUAUUUGAACCCUACGGCGGAUAAUGUGUUCAUGCUGCUAGGUUGUACGGCGGAAUCGCCGCUGUUCCAAGGGUUUCCGGGGAAGCAUUUGCCGUGCCGGAAUGUUUCCGGGAUGGGCUGUGAGGAGUAUUAUGGAUGUCCGGGCUGGGAUAUUAUUGGGCCGAAAAAAGUGGGGGUAGUGUAUGGAUCAGGUCCACCUGAUUGUUGUGCAGUUUCGUUUGAAGCUAUUAAGGCUAUUAAUUUGACUAAACUUAGCUGUCAAGGGUAUAGUAGUGCUUAUAGUUUAGCUCCAUUGAGAGUGGAUGGACCUCAUGGAUGGUCUUAUGGCAUAAGAGUCAAGUAUUCAGUUGAAGGAGAUGACUCAUUUUGUAAAGCUUGUGAGGCAACAGGAGGAUCUUGUGGCUAUGAUGUUAAUGAUUUUAGCAGUUUGUGUAUGUGCGGAUCAUGGAAUUCUACUUCCAAUUGUGAUUCAGUCCAUUCAGCUUCGCACAGAAGAACUUGGUCGUUAAUGGAUGCACUAACAGGACUCGUUGGAUGUAUUUCCAUCUGGAAGCUCUCCGCCACACUUGGACUAUAGGGAAAAAGUCGUUUUCUAGUGUUUGAUUGAUCCAGAGAAGAAGACGAAGAGACUUAGUUCAAAUGUGUGUACCAGAAGAACAUAUAAGUGCAACUUAUAUCAAUGUUGCAUCAUCUAAAGUUUUGUUUGAAGAAUGAAGAAAUUGAUUGUAUUUUAGUAAUUGUUAUGUAUGUACACGUAUAGAGACUACUUGAUUCUUCAAGUUACUGUAUGAUUUAAGAUUUUGCAACUAAAUAUAAACCUGCUUAUAUUCUUAUUAACUUAA